AUGGCUGAAUCACCUGUCGUGGCACCCGGGAAGAUGCAGCUGCCCAGCAGGAGCUUGCGGCUCCCGAAUCUCUCCCUGGGUUUUGGCACGCCGAUUCCUUGCUAAUUCCAGAAGUGGUCGUGGGUCCUUGUGGUUUUCUCCUGGAGCUGGUGGUCUGUGUCCUCGAGACCACGAGGAAGGAGAGCCUUCAAUGCCAAACUCCGUUGUGGCAGGGGCAGAAGAGGAUUGUGUCUGCUUAUGAGGAGAGCUCAUACCCUGACAGUCCUGUUCAUCCUGACCUGUGCGCUGGGCUACGUAACCCUGCUGGAAGAGACUCCCCAGGACACGGCCUACAACACAAAGAGAGGAAUCGUCGCCAGUAUUUUGGUUUUCUUGUGUUUCGGGGUGACACAAGCUAAAGAUGGACCGUUCUCGAGACCUCACCCAGCUUACUGGAGGUUUUGGCUGUGUGUCAGCGUGGUCUAUGAGCUCUUCCUCAUCUUCAUCCUCUUCCAGACUGUGCAGGACGGGAGGCAGUUCAUGAAGUACAUUGACCCCCAUUUAGGGGUUCCUCUGCCAGAGAGAGACUACGGGGGCAACUGCCUGAUUUAUGACCCUGGCAAUGGAACUGACCCCUUCCACAACAUCUGGGACAAGCUGGAUGGAUUUGUUCCUGCUCACUUUUUUGGGUGGUACCUGAAGACCUUGAUGAUUCGGGACUGGUGGAUGUGCAUGAUCAUCAGUGUCAUGUUUGAGUUCCUGGAGUACAGCCUGGAGCACCAGCUCCCAAACUUCAGUGAAUGCUGGUGGGAUCACUGGAUAAUGGAUGUGAUCUUAUGUAACGGGUUAGGAAUUUACUGCGGGAUGAAGACCCUGUCCUGGCUUUCCUUGAAAACCUACAAGUGGCAAGGACUCUGGAACAUUCCGACCUACAAAGGCAAGAUGAAGAGGAUCGUGUUCCAGUUCACCCCGUACAGCUGGGUGAAGUUCGAGUGGAAGCCGGCCUCCAGCCUGCGCAGGUGGCUCGCAGUCUGCGGCAUCAUCUUCGUGUUUUUGUUGGCAGAGCUGAACACGUUUUACCUGAAGUUCGUGCUGUGGAUGCCCCCCGAACACUACUUGGUGCUGCUACGCCUCGUGUUUUUUGUCAACGUGGGAGGAGUGGCCAUGAGGGAGAUCUAUGACUUCAUGGACGACCCGAAGUUCCACAAGAAGCUGGGCCAGCAGGCCUGGCUGGUUGCUGCUAUUACUGCCACGGAGUUCCUGAUCGUUGUCAAGUACGAUCCCUACACGCUCACCCUCUCCCUGCCCUUCUACAUCACCCAGUGCUGGAUCCUGGGGAUUAUCCUGGUGCUCACCUGGACAGCCUGGCGCUUCUUCAUUCGGGACAUCACCCUGCGGUACAAGGAGAUCCGGCGGCAGAAGCAGGAGCACAGGCACGAGAGGGACAAAUGCCUGAGCAACGGGGAUGGACACUCGGCCCUGCUGGAUGAGCCCAGCGGGGACAAACUCCGCGAGAGGAAGCUCUGAGCGCGGACACGCGGCUGACAGGAACUCGCGGUGCCCGAGCGGGCCUGGUGCGCGGUCCCAACCUUAUCCUACCUAACUCCUAAUUGUCACUGUUAGCGUUCUGGCGUGUGGGAAUCCUCUCGGGGAGGAUGGCACUGACACAGCCCCCCCUCUCCUUGUGCCACCUGGGCAGGGCCAGAGGAAGUCGGUGUGGAGGGAGGUCAACGCCGACCCCGCGCACGGGGCGGGGCCCUCACCGGGUGCUGCGCGUCUUCCUCGGAACCAGGUGUGGAGGCAGGGGGCUCAGAGCACGGCACACAGGGAUCUGCUGCUGCAUUCCCAGGGAACUGAGAGCUCCGUGGGGCGCUGGGGCACUAGGAACACUUGUUUUGGAGCGUACAGAGACCAGGCACGGGAAAUGAAUGCUGUUCUUCCUGCUGGAACUACCUGGAGCUGCGGAGGAGGCUUGGGUGAAGGGUUGAGCGAGAUGGCCGCGGGUACACGGGGGCCUGUGGCCACGCUGCGUUCCUUGCACAGGAUGUACCACAGCACGCUGCUGUUCCAGCCCCUCCGCAGGGCAUCCCGCCGGCUUCCAGCGUCCCGGAGCGGCCUGCGGCACUCGGCUGGUGUGUCCCAGCUCUGGGGGGACAGGCAACUUCUCCUUAGCUCUUAUUUUUAAUUUCUCUUUUAGUCUCGGUCAUCUCUUAAAUGUAAGGGAAGGUGAAGUGAGAAAGGUCAACCUGCCUUCGCUCUGCGGAGUAAAAUGUGUCACAAGCAGAAA
This is a messenger RNA of Corvus hawaiiensis (hawaiian crow), 2266 nucleotides long. RefSeq names its product phosphatidylserine synthase 2 (gene PTDSS2). Gene Ontology annotation, molecular function: L-serine-phosphatidylethanolamine phosphatidyltransferase activity. The coding region runs from base 238 to 1506 and encodes 422 amino acids. The record is from RefSeq and is a predicted model, not a curated record. NCBI's taxonomy places the organism in Eukaryota, Metazoa, Chordata, Aves, Passeriformes, Corvidae. Gene Ontology annotation, biological process: phosphatidylserine biosynthetic process. The transcript is spliced from 12 exons.